Bradysia coprophila is the source of this 1236-nucleotide messenger RNA. RefSeq lists its product as uncharacterized. Lineage: Eukaryota; Metazoa; Arthropoda; Insecta; Diptera; Sciaridae. The record is from RefSeq and is a predicted model, not a curated record.
AUAACUCACACAAAAAGUGUAUCUGACAGAGUGAUAUACGUAUGCCUGAAGAUCAACAGCAGAUACACCGUAAAAGUGAUUCAGGCCUACGCACCCACAUCCACCCAUGAUGACGAAGAAGUAGAACAAUUUUAUGAAGAUGUAGCGAAAGCCAUGGAUGAAAACCCUUCACACUACCAGUAUUUAGUUGGUGAUUUCAAUGCGAAGCUAGGAAAACGAGAAGAAGAUUCCGAAGUUUCUAUUGGCAAUUUCAGCUACGACCGAAGAAACGAACGAGGAGAAACUUUACUCAAUUUCCUACAGCAACACAAUUUAUUCGCAAUGAUUUCAUUUUUUGCAGGAAAACCUCAACGCAAAUGGACUUGGGCAAGUCCCGAUGGUGUAACGAAAAAUGAGAUUGACUACAUCAUAACGAACUGCAAGUCAACCGUUAAGAACGUUACGGUCCUAAACCGCUUUACGACUGGUAGUGACCAUAGAAUGGUGCGUGCAAAAGUCAUGCUGAACACUCGCUUUCAAAGAGCAAAGAUGAUAAAGAAAAAGGAAGGGAUUGAUGCACAAAGACUUUACACACAAAAUGAAGAAUUUGCAGCAAAAAUGACUGCUGAGUUAGACGAUGUAAACAACCAAUACGAAACAUUGGACGAAUUGAACAGCAAAAUAGUAGAAACGAUAAUGGGUUUCAUGGAAUCAAAAUGCAAAUCCGUCCAAAUGAAAGAGUCGAAACUCAGUAGAGAAACUCUUGAUCUGAUCGCAUGCCGAGUACAGUUGAUAAAAGACGGAAAAAGAGAUUCAAUAGAAUACCAGGACUUGACAAAAAUUAUCAACAAAGCGGUGAAAUCAGAUCUAAGAAAAUAUAAUGUCCAACUGGCUCAAAACACAAUUGAAGCUAAUUGCAACAUGAAGGUCCUACGGUCAAAAAUGACGAACGCAAAGAAAGAAAUCUUCAAAUUACGAGACAAAACAGGAACAAUUCAAACGGAUCGAAAUGCGAUAUUAAAUAUCGCAAAGGAAUUUUACGAAGAUUUAUUCUCAUCAGUUCGACCAGAUCCGACGAAUACCAACGAAGAUAGACCAAUAAUAAGAAAUGUAGGAUCGGAAGAUAUGCCUGACAUAACUAUUGAUGAAGUACAUGCUGCAGUAGCCGAAAUGAAGAACAAAAAGUCUCCCGGUGAAGAUGGUGUUCCAGUGGAAGCCAUUAAACUAGGUGGCGACUCAUUAUUGGGUCUAUACUAG